Messenger RNA from Magnolia sinica, 1492 nucleotides. RefSeq lists its product as uncharacterized. Lineage: Eukaryota; Viridiplantae; Streptophyta; Magnoliopsida; Magnoliales; Magnoliaceae. The coding region runs from base 212 to 1210 and encodes 332 amino acids. The transcript is spliced from 7 exons. The record is from RefSeq and is a predicted model, not a curated record.
CCAAACACGUGUAAAAUAAGCAAAGAUCGAGCCGCGUGGAUCAUGCCGGUCCUCUUCCCCGCAUCCUUCUAUAGGAACGGCCGUCCUCUCUGCCGUCCAGACUCCAAUCUUAACCUAACCAUUUCCCUUAUCCUGCACACCCCUUCGCCAUGGCAUCCCUCCUCUAGGGCAGAGAGAGAGAGAGAGAGAGAGUUAUAGAUAGAAAAUCUCCAUGUCUUCCCUUCUUUUCCAUCAUUUCUCACUCUCUCCUUCUUCUCCUUCAUCAUCUUCUUCCGUUCUCUUUUCCUCUCCUUCUCCAUCUUCUUCUUCUUUUCAUUCUCUUUCCUUCCCAAAAAUCCCUAGAAGAUUCCGUCUCAGAGCCCAAUCUUUCAAUCCCGACAGUGGCGGUGACAAAAAACCCACUAAUGGCGCUAACGGUGCUAACGGCACUCUGUCCAAGAGCAGGAGGGAAAUUCUUUUGGAGUAUGUAAGAAAUGUGCAGCCAGAAUUUAUGGAAUUGUUUGUGAAAAGGGCACCACAUCAGGUCGUUGAUGCGAUGCGCCAGACGGUAACAAAUAUGAUUGGAACGCUUCCCCCUCAAUUUUUUGCAGUAACUGUUACCACUGUUGCUGAAAAUCUUGCUCAGCUCAUGUACAGUGUUUUGAUGACUGGUUACAUGUUCAAGAAUGCACAACAUCGCUUGGAGCUGCAGCAAAGUCUAGAACAGGUUGCUCUGCCUGAUGCAGAAGAUGCUAAGGAUGUACCCGAAUAUGCUCCUGGCACACAGAAAAAUGUGACAGGUGAAAUUAUCAGGUGGAAUAAUGUUUCUGGUCCUGAGAAAAUGGAUGCAGUAAAAUACAUCGAGUUACUUGAAGCGGAAAUUGAGGAACUUAAUCAUCAAGUGAAAAGGAAGUCUGCUAAUGGGCAAAAUGAACUGUUGGAAUAUCUCAAGUCCCUUGAACCACAAAAUUUAAAGGAGUUGACAAGUAGUGCUGGAGAGGAUGUUGUGCUGGCUAUGAAUACCUUCAUAAAGCGUCUUUUGGCAGUUUCGGACCCUUCCUUAAUGAAGACAGCAGCUACAGAGACCAGUGCACCAGAACUUGCCAAGUUGCUAUAUUGGUUGAUGGUGGUUGGCUAUAGCAUCCGCAACAUUGAAGUGCGUUUUGACAUGGAGAGAGUUCUUGGCACUCCUAUGAAGCUUGCUGAGCUACCACCUGGGGAGAACAUCUAGAUGGACGCAAAUAUGUGUAGGAGCAUUCAAAAUUGUAAGAAAUGGCAUGCUGGAAAAGCCUACAUAUCCAGGAGGCAAUCAGUUUGACUAAUUGAUAUUUGAUACACGUAUAUCCAUUUUCAAUUAGCCAGUGCUUUCUUUCAUGGCUCAUAGAUGGCAACUGCAGGAGCAGGUUGUUCUUUUUACAUCAGCUGCUUUUGCUACUCAUCAGAGAAAAAAAAAUGUGUAUCACGUAAUGAUUUUUAAUUAAAUCCAUUAAUUAAAACAUGUGUUUCUAUUCCA